CUGAAGGCCUGUUCCCAGAUGCUAGCCCAAAAUCAAAUAGGGCUGAUUUGAUUUGUAUUUUGCACCUGGUGUUAUUAUUUAUUUAUUUUAUAAUGAAUGGUUUAAAAUAAAACCAAACAAAGUUUAAGUGUAUUUUUAAGUGAAAAUAUAUACUUUUAAAUCUCACUGAGAAUCUUCAUAAAACAGAGAGAUGAAGAUGAGAGCUGCUAUCUGGUCCAUCAAGAAUUCCUGCAAUCUGCAAUAUGCAAGACAAAAUACUCACUGCAGAAAACAACUGUUAAGUGAUCCUUUACACUUACAAAGUCAAGCUUUUACUGUCAUUAGAAACAAAUCAACAGUGACAUCCUCAGUUGGCCAUGAAACCAAAGUGGACGCGUUAGACACUCGAUUUUCUGAUCCAGAGUCCGCCUUUAGGAGCAAAACUACUUGGGAAGUGCUGAGGGCUUUAAUAGUGUACCAAAUGUGUUCUGUAAACUUUAUAGUGGACAACAAUGCGAAACUGAUAAAGCUGUGCCAGUCAGUCCUAGGCAAGAGGAUUUUUGGGAUGUUGAUGAAGGCCACUUUUUAUGGGCAUUUCGUAGCCGGGGAGAACGAAGAGAAGAUCGCUCCGACUCUGAAGAGGCUUUACUCUUUUGGUGUAAAGCCAAUUUUAGAUUACUCUGUAGAGGAAGAUAUUAGUCAUGAAGAAGCAGAGAAGUUGGAAAUGGAUGCUUCACAGUCAGAAAGGGAGAAGACAGGGCAGCCUUCAGAAGCGGAUGAGAUGGGUGGGAAAAUGCCCCAGUACCAUGCUCACAAGAGCUUUGCAGACAGGAGGUACAAAGUUUCCAGUGCUAGGACUUACUUCUACUUAAACGAAGCAACUUGUGAAAAAAAUUUGGAAAUUUUCCAAAACAGCUUACUUGCAGUAGCAAAUCACACCCAAGGGACAGGAAUAACAGCCGUUAAAUUGACUGCUCUAGGUAGGCCUCAACUGUUGCUGCAGUUAUCAGAAGUGAUUAUGAGAGCUCGCAACUUUGUGAGUCAAGUGAUGGGCGGUCGAGGCAAUGUCCUUGGUCAUCACUUCACAGCUGAGAUGCUCGAGAAGAAGUUGAAAGAUGCAGGUAUCACAGACACGGCUAAGUUUCUGGAAAAGGUUGUCACUGACAAACACGGCGUCAUCCAUCUUUUUCCAUGGAGUGGCAUCGUCAAUGAAAAUUACGAGUUGAGCGAUACUUUCCGAGUGCCGAGUCUUAAAGAAGGCAGAAUGGUCAGGCUCAUCUCCCAACUGUCUCCACAAGAGGAGGCAAUGUUCCGCAACAUGGUUCGUCGUAUGAACACUCUUGUCGCAACAGCCAAAGACCUCAAUGUGCGCCUCAUGGUUGAUGCUGAACAGACCUACUUCCAACCAGCGAUUUCAAGGAUUACAUUGGAAAUGAUGAACAAAUACAAUACAGAUAAGGCUAUCGUGUUCAACACUUAUCAGUGCUAUCUGAAGGAGGCCUUUAACGAAGUUUCUACUGAUUUGGAACAGGCAAAGAGGCAGAACUUUUACUUUGGUGCUAAACUUGUCAGAGGUGCUUACAUAGAUCAGGAACGAGAACGGGCAGCAGAGUUAAACUAUCCGGAUCCUAUCAAUCCCACUUAUGAGGCGACUUCAGAAUCUUAUCACAAAACCUUAACGGAAUGCCUGAGUAGAAUCAAAGCUCUUAAAGACGCCGGAGAACCCAACAAAAUUGCAAUCAUGGUCGCUUCUCACAAUGAGGAUACUGUUCGAUUCGCGAUCGAUAAGAUGAAGGAAAUUGGUGUUCUACCACAAGACAAAGUAAUCUGCUUUGGUCAACUGUAUGGCAUGUGUGACUUCAUCACGUUCCCAUUGGGACAAGCAGGUUACUCGGCCUACAAGUACAUCCCAUACGGGCCGGUAAAUGAGGUAUUGCCUUACCUCUCCCGUCGUGCCACAGAAAACAAAAGUGUGCUCAAAAAGCUUCAAAAGGAAAAGAAGCUGCUAAGGACAGAGUUACUGCGACGCAUCGCAAAAGGAAAAAUAUUCUACAAACCGGUUGGCAACUAUACACCAGCUUAGACAACUUCCAACGAUGGAUACUUACUGUUACUAGUCUAGCAAACUGUUUCCUGCUAAAUGUACAGCGAAGAUGCGAUCUCAUGGAUGUGCCUAUUCCGAUAUGUUUAGGUACAAAGCAAUAGUGAAAAUUGUAACUAUGUAAUUAGUAUUUAUUCUUCUUUUAGUACCCAAAAUUGUUUUUAAUUUUGACAUAAUUCUUAUGUUGUAAUGUGUGAUAUUUGUUUUACUUAGAAUACUUAUUUAGCCUGCAAUAAUGAUCUUAAUUUGUGUAAUUAGUUCUCAAGAAUUAAUUAUUAGAACUCCACUAGCCCUAGCCAUUUAUUGUAGGCGUAAAACAUCUGUAGAAAUGUUAUUGAAGUUUUGUCUAGUAAUGAAAACUAAUUUUGUCUUUGUGUAUGUAAUGAAUAAUAAACUUAUUAUUCAAACUUUUACAUUCCCAGAGGUGUUCCAUUGGUUGAAGUCAAACUUUUCAGAUGAUAUUUAUUACAUGUUUACGUCUGACUCGUUGCUAUGAUUUAUACUAAUCAACUAUCAUUUUUCUACAACUUUGAAUUGCGAUCUUUUGAAUAAAUUCACAACCUCAUUUUUACUACAAAGUAAUAUUAAAUCAAAUAUAUAACUAACAAAUAAAUAUCAGAGUGCAUAAAUAUCUGGAGUUUAAUAUCUAAAAACAUAUUUUUAAUAGUUCAUAAAUUGAACCUAGAAUGCCAUUCUGUUGAAUUGCAUUGUUUUUACAGUCUAUGCUUGUAUUUACAUGUUGUUGUUUUUUUACACACCAAAAAUAUUUAAAAAUUAAAAAACAUGAUGGAUGAUUUGAAGUUGUAUUUCCGAAUAUUACGUAGUUUUGAGUCUCUUUUAUUGUUAAAACCAUAAUAUCUAAACAAUCUGGGAAGAAUAAGGCAUUCACAAAUGGAAGAAAAUUACAAAAUUAUUUACAAUCUUUGAGUAUGGUACAGUGAACAUUUUAAAUUUAAUUUUCAAGUGUACAAAUAAUAAUCCGGUCAAGUGUAUGAAUCCUGUUCAAAUUUAUGUAUUAUUCUUUGCAAAACUGCAUAUAGAUUUGUAUUAGAUACAAGUAUUAUUUGAUUGCUCUGUAAAACCACCGAUCUUCAGUGGAUUUGAGCUUGAAAAAAUUAAAACUGGUUAAAAAUA
Messenger RNA from Homalodisca vitripennis (glassy-winged sharpshooter), 3214 nucleotides. Its product is annotated as proline dehydrogenase 1, mitochondrial-like. The transcript has 2 exons. The record is from RefSeq and is a predicted model, not a curated record. Gene Ontology annotation, cellular component: mitochondrion. Lineage: Eukaryota; Metazoa; Arthropoda; Insecta; Hemiptera; Cicadellidae. Bases 191 to 2062 code for a protein of 623 amino acids. Gene Ontology annotation, molecular function: proline dehydrogenase activity; FAD binding.